Molecule: messenger RNA, 4317 nt
Organism: Hippocampus zosterae (dwarf seahorse)
Lineage: Eukaryota; Metazoa; Chordata; Actinopteri; Syngnathiformes; Syngnathidae
Product: semaphorin-3F-like
Exons: 19
Coding region: 630-2870 (746 amino acids)
Biological process (GO): positive regulation of cell migration; neural crest cell migration; negative chemotaxis
Molecular function (GO): semaphorin receptor binding; chemorepellent activity
Source: RefSeq, a predicted model, not a curated record
GCGUUCAAGUGCAGCAGCAGCAGGAGCAGGGACGUACGGGGUUAAUCCGACCCAUAUGCUGCACUGGGAGGUUGGGUCCACCACUACGGGGAAGACUGCGUGAGGCUGGCAGGCUGGGAGGGAGCACAGCAGAAGGGAGAGGACAGCGGGACUCAACACACACACACGCACACCCUUUCAAACCAACACCUGCACCUGGCCGCUCCAUUUCCGCUCACAGAAGUCUUUCUCGUUCACCAGCGUGACGUGGAGUGCUAUCAUCCACGCGGAUGGCUUCGUAAACUUUGCCAAAGCGAUUUUAUUCCUCUUAUGGGGACCAAAAGUCGACUCAUAGCGACUGGUUGCAAGCUCUUCUACUUUUUCUCGUGGGUACCAAGAAUAAUCAUUUAAAAAAACGGAUUAUUUCCCCACGCGGUGUGAUUUUUUUCCUUGGAACGACGCGCGGGGGAAUGUGGCUGUGAUAACUUUUUGCAUCGGGGAUAUCAAAGGUGUGAAGAUUUGGACUGCGCUGUGCGUCUCACCUUAUUGCACAGCUGCAGGCCGAACUCCUGAUCAGAGGCUUCAAAGAGCACGAGAGAAAGAGAGAGAGAGAGAGAGAGAGCGUAUUUAGAUCUGUGUGGGCUACCUGUAUGGCUGUUACCAUGACAACAUCUGGAGCCCAACUCCUCUUGGUGGCCUUGUGUGUUUACAGAGGCCUGAGCCUGCAGCAGUCGGCGCCGCGGGUUCGCCUCUCAUUCAAAGAACUGAUGGACACGCGGGCAGCGCGACCCUUCAGUUUUUCCUUCAACACCAGCGACUACCGAAUCCUCUUGAUGGAUCAGGACCAGGGUCGCCUGUACCUGGGCAGCAGGGAAUACCUGGUGGCUCUGGAUAUGCACAAUGUCAACAAAGAACCGCUAAUAAUCCACUGGCCAGCAUCUGCCAAGAGGAAAGGGGAGUGCCAAAUGACAGGAAAGGGAAGACAGGGCGAAUGCGCCAACUUUGUACGCUUGAUCGAGCCAUGGAACCGCACCCACCUCUACACCUGUGGAACGGGAGCUUACCAACCCAUCUGCACAUUCAUCAACAGAGGCUGGAGGGCCGAGGACUACCUGUUUCGACUGGUCCCCGGCUAUGUGGACUCCGGGAAGGGAAAAUGUUCCUAUGAUCCCAAAGAGGAGAAUGUCGCAGUUCUUAUUCAUGGUGACCUGUAUGCAGGGGUCCAUAUUGACUUCAUGAGCACAGAUGCAGCUCUCUUUAGGACCAUGGGUGGGAGAACUGCCAUCCGGACGGAACAGUACGAUUCCAGGUGGCUCAACGAACCGGUGUUUGUUCAGAUCCAACAGAUCCCUGACAGUGCAGAGAGCAACGACGACAAGCUCUACUUCUUUUUCCGCGAGAAGAGCUUAGACUCCAGCGGAGGCCCCAACAUCUUGGCCAGGGUGGGCAGAGUGUGCCUGAAUGACGAAGGGGGUCAGAAAUCUCUGGUGAACCGCUGGACAACGUUUCUCAAAGCUCGGCUUAUCUGCUCAGUGAUCGGCGAUGAUGGAGUUGAAACGCGAUUUGAUGAAUUACGUGACGUAUUCAUCCAGCCGACACAGGACGAACGAAACCCAAUGGUGUUUGCACUCUUUACUACUGCGGGCUCUGUAUUCAAGGGCUCAGCAGUGUGCGUCUACUCCAUGGCCGACAUCCGCAAUGUCUUCAACGGGCCGUUCGCCCACAAGCAUGGCCACAAUUACCAGUGGACGGAGUACAAUGGCAAGAUUCCGUACCCCCGACCGGGAAUGUGCCCGGGAGGAACCUUCACCCCUGGGAUCCGCUCCUCCAAGAGUUUCUCUGAUGAGGCUGUCAAUUUCAUCCGCGCUCACCCACUCAUGUUCCAGCCCGUCUAUCCUAUCCACCGUCGCCCUCUAGUGGUGAGAACCGGUGUGGACUACCGCUUCACGGCCCUGGUGGUGGAUCAGGUGGAUGCUGUGGAUGGACGCUACGAGGUGCUGUUUCUGGGCACAGAUCGUGGCACCAUCCAGAAAGUCAUAGUUUUGCCCAAAGACCCCACCAGCAUGGAGGAGCUCACGUUAGAGGAAGUGGAAGUGUUCCGGAGUCGAGCUCCUGUCAAAACGAUGAAGAUCUCUUCUAAACGACAACAGCUGUAUGUAUCAUCGGAUGCGGGCUUGACGCAGGUGUCGCUGCACCGCUGCGGCGUUUAUGGUAGAGCCUGCUCCGACUGCUGCCUGGCUCGGGAUCCUUACUGCGCCUGGGACGGGGAGAGCUGCUCGGCCUUCACUCCUUCCACCAAGAGGAGGAGCAGAAGACAAGACGUCAAACACGGCGAUCCUCUCAGGCAGUGUCGAGGCUUUAACGCCAAAGUGGAGAAACGUCUGCGAGAAACGGUACAGUUCGGGGUGAAAGGUAGCAGCACCUUUUUAGAGUGUCAGCCUCGGUCCCCUCAGGCCACCAUCAAGUGGCUUUUCCAGAGUAACGGCAAAAGGAAAUUGCUCAACCGCGUCGGCGAUGUCCUGAAGACCAACCACGGCAUCCUUCUCAAGUCCCUCAAUGGAUCGGACGCGGGGCUGUACCACUGCCUGGCCACCGAGAACAACUUUAAACACACGGUGGCCCGCGUGGCGCUGCGCAUCCUCGAUCGAGACAUCGUUUUGGCUCUGAGCGCUCGAGACGAUGACGAGGCCGAGACCGAUCCCGAGACUCACGCCGCGCGACCUUACCCUCGGUCGUCCCUCGCUUCCACACCUUUCCCGCCUGAGAUCAGACUGAUCAACCAGUACUGCCAGUCCUAUUGGGAGCAGUCCAGUCCCAAGCAGCAGCAACAUCACCAGCGCAAGCGCACCAGCCGGCGGCAUGCGGAAGGCCAGGAGCAAGGUCUCGGUUAGGACGCUCCUGCCGUCUGAGGUGGCCCAGUUGGACUUUUAUUGGUUGUUGUUCAUGCAUGUUUGUGCAUCUCCUCCAUUGGUUUGACAGUCGACGCUGUCAUGCCGUUCAAGUACCAUAUUGGUGUUUUAUCUUCUGCGUAGCGGGUACAUUUAGCGGAUCGCACGCCUCACCAAUGAGCGCAUUCCAAUGGUUCCAUUGCAGUUUCUCUUGUUUGUUCAGCUUUCAAGUUCAGGACAUAGUCACAGCUGAAGUCAUUUUUGAUUCAAUUAAAUUACCUUCCAGACCAACUACAAUCUAUUCCUAACGUGAAAAGAUCAUUUUUCCUCACUCAACCACAUGACUACGAUGACAUACGUGACUUGCCAAAAGUUAGAUGUUGGGCUUUGCCAUGAAAAUUUCAGGGUGAACAUAAAGUGCACUGUGUUUCACAUUUUGCAGGUUCAGUGCAUCGCAUUCUUUUUCUUAAAAAAACCAUUUACUUGCACCAUAUCUUAAGGGAGCGUAUUGCUGCAACAACAUUAAAGGAAAAAUAAAAGUUCAGUUUCACGCUUUAACUUGAUAAAGUUCACGUUCCCCCCCCCCCAGAUUGUUCUCCGUAUGUUAUGUUUGUAGUGUUUUUUGUCAUGUUAAACUUACCUUUUAAUUUGACCUUCUUUCAACGUUUGAGUGAAUGUCCGACUGUUCAGUGUGUCACGAAUUUGAACGGACCAAAUAAUUGCCCCGGUUGAAGUCGACUUGGCUUUUCACCAAUUCUGUUCAUCACGCUGUUCACAUUUUGACAUUACAAGACCAAGAUGACAUCCAAAAAUGGAUAGCUGAGAGAAGUUUAAACAUUUUAUGCAACAUUUUAUGUUCGUCCUGAAAUUACACCCGACAGCUGAAUAUCCCACACUUUUUUGAGUUUUGUAGAAUAAGCAAGUGCACCGUUGUUUCCAAUAUUCCGACUGCAUGACACUGAAAGUUGGCGGUGCAGGGAAAAUAGGAUAUUUGUAAACUUAUAACCCUAGUGCCACAAGAAGGUGUCAAGCGGCAAAACCACAAGUGUGCUACUUUUGAGUAUAUUGAGAGCAAAUGUAAUAUAUUGAUUGUGAAUAUAAUAUAUACGGCCAGUGGAUUACUGUUGUAUUGUUUGAGGAAGCAAAGAUGUUUUAUCAAUGUUUGCAUGCUUCUCUAUGUUGUUUGUCACUCUUCUUGGGCCUUGCCGUGUAACGAUGUCCGUAAAGUGUCAACUAUGAAUACCGUGUUAAGCUAGGCCUCUCCGGUCCUGUGCUGUCGUGACCCCCCCAGUAUGUGAGUGGUGAAGACACACUUCACCGCGGUCUUCCAGUCAUGCACUUUGUAAGUGGUGGUGGUGGGAAAUUUGGGAUGUUUGCACAGCUGUUAACAGUAAGUUAAACCUUUUUUUUUAUGUACAGUGUCUUGUUAUAUAAAGUGGAACGAUGUUGA